Molecule: messenger RNA, 599 nt
Organism: Racocetra persica
Lineage: Eukaryota; Fungi; Glomeromycota; Glomeromycetes; Diversisporales; Gigasporaceae
Source: the annotation of a GenBank genome assembly
CAAGUAUUUCUCGAAGUGGACGAUCACAGCAAAGAUUUGUAGAAAAUAUGAAUACAACCAAAAUACUUUCACCUGACAUCAUAUCUAUAAUACAAGAUUCUAAUUUCUGGCAUGACAAGGUGUUUGCUAUGAGCCAAUUGCGUGGCGAUAUAUUAAGCAAGCGAAAACGUAACGAAGCUGAAGAGGCUGAACAAAAACAUAAAAGAAUCCGGCUUGCAACUCCUAUUCAACCUUACAAUUCUGAUAACCAAGGCACUACACAAGAAGAAUUAACAAGCGACAAUGAGGAUAAUGAUUUGUUUGUUUCUGAAAAUUCACAGUUAAAUGAAAUCUCUCAAACGACAGAGGUUACGGCUGAAGAUGUAAACAAUGAUCCUGACAUUUUUAGCAAAGAGAGUUGGUUAAAUGUGGUGGAAAAUUGGACUAAUACUGUAGAUGAUGAAGAUAAUUUCGAUCAGAAUGAAUCUUCAAGUAAUGAAACACUUGAAUUUGAAUUAGGUGGACGUAUUACUCAUCCAGCGGAUGAUCCGUUGGCAAAAUGGAAUUUAUUGAAUUUAUUCAAUGAUUCUUUAGAAGCACCCGUUUCAUUCGCAUUUUAA